UUGAGCACCUGGCACCCGUGGCAACCACCCAUUACAUGUUUGUGGGGUGAUUCAUACAUACUACACACUCUAAAAGAUGAAUGGAGCUUCUGGGGGCAGGUACUCAGGUGCCAUGGCGACUUUGGCCCCACCCCAAGUCCCUGCCAGAGAACACCUGGGGUUAGAGCAGGUCUCUCGGCCGGGACACGCGGAUCCCCACCCACCCAGACACAUGGAGGCUGUGACGUUUGGUGAUGUGGCUGUGCACUUCUCACGGGAGGAAUGGCAGUGUCUGGAUCCUGGCCAGAGGGCCCUCUACAAGGAGGUGAUGCUCGAGAACCACAGCAGUGUGGCCGGACUAGCAGGAUUCCUGGUCUUCAAGCCUGAGCUGAUCUCCCGGCUGGAACAGGGGCAGGAGCCAUGGGUCCUUGACCUGCAAGGAGCAGAGGGGAGAGAGGCAUCCAGUACCUCCCAGGCAGAUUCUACAAUCAGGACGGAGAGUGAGCAGGCCUGUGAAGACAUUGACCGUCUAAAAUCAGAAUCCCGUGUGGUCAUGGUCAAAACCCCAUCCCAGGACUUUCCCCAGAGUCCUGGCUUUGGAGACGCCUCUGAUCCCGAGGUCUGUUCAGAGAGUCAGCCAACCUCCCUCUUCCAGAAAAACUGCUUGAACACAGGGACUGCGGCUCCCAGGGAGACCUUCACUGAGGACAAGGCCCAGGGGUGUGGCGAGCGGGGGAGCGGUGGCCGCCUGGGUUGUCGUCGUGAUCAAAGUCAGGGGUCCUUACAAAGAUGCGACAUUUGUGGUAGGAGUUUCCAAUCUACUUCAGAUGUCUCUCUGGUUCAGGAAAUUAAUACACAGAAGAGACCUAACAGCUGCCAAGAGUGCCAAAAAAAAUUACCUGAUUGCUUACAGGGGAGACAUCUGAAUACCUUGCAUGGAGAGAAGCCGUAUGAGUGUGAGGAGUGUGGGAAGGUCUUCAGGUUGUGCUCACAGCUUACUCAGCAUCAGAGGAUCCAUACUGGAGAGAAGCCGUUUAAAUGCACUGAGUGUGGGAAGGCCUUUCGUCUGAGCUCAAAACUCAUUCAGCAUCAAAGGAUUCACACUGGGGAGAAGCCCUACAGGUGUGAGGAAUGUGGAAAAGCCUUUGGUCAGAGCUCUAGCCUCAUCCACCAUCAGAGGGUCCACACGGGAGAGAGGCCCUAUGGCUGCCGGGAGUGCGGGAAGGCCUUCAGCCAGCAGUCUCAGCUAGCCAGGCACCAGAGGACCCACACGGGAGAGAGGCCCUACCCAUGCCAGGAGUGUGGGAAGGCCUUUAGCCAGAGCUCAACCCUAGCUCAGCACCAGCGGAUGCACGCUGGGGAGAAACUUCAGCUCCCGAGAACCCCGGAUAGUCCCAGCCUGGUUGCACAUCAGAGGUUGCACGCUACGGAGAAACCGUUUAAGUGUGACGAGUGUGGGAAGGCUUUCCGGUGGGUCUCCCGCCUUAGUCAGCAUCAGCUGACGCAUACUGGAGAGAAACCUUAUAAAUGCAACAAGUGUUCAAAGGCCUUUGGUUGCAGCUCACGGCUUAUUCGCCACCAGAGAACUCACACUGGAGAAAAACCAUUUAAGUGUGAUGAGUGUGGGAAAGGCUUUGUCCAGGGCUCACACCUAAUUCAGCAUCAGAGAAUUCACACCGGAGAGAAGCCCUAUGAGUGCAGUGACUGUGGGAAGGCCUUCAGCCAGAGCUCGAGCCUCAUUUACCAUCAGAGGAUCCAUAAAGGGGAGAAGCCCUACGAGUGCCUCGAAUGUGGAAAAGCCUUCAGUAUGAGCACACAGCUCACAAUACACCAGCGGGUGCACACGGGGGAAAGGCCCUAUAAGUGCAGUGAAUGUGGGAAAGCCUUCAGUCAGAACUCCACCCUUUUCCAGCACCAGAUCAUUCACGCUGGGGUGAAGCCCUACGGAUGCAGCGAGUGUGGGAAAGCCUUCAGCCGGAGCUCGUACCUCAUUGAGCACCAGAGGAUCCACACUCGAGCGCAGUGGUACCAUGAGUACGGGAAUACUCUGGAAGCUUCUACCCACGUGAGCCGUAAGAAAGUUAAUACUGUAAAGAAACUUCAUAAAUGUAAUGAAUGUGAAAAAAUAUUCAGAUGGCGCUCGCAUCUGAUUAUACACCAGAGAAUUCACACUGGAGAGAAACCUUAUAAAUGUAAUGAAUGUGGCAAAGCUUUUAAUAGGAGCUCAAGGCUUACUCAGCAUCAGAAAAUUCACAUGGGAUAGACCACUCACCUUUACAAAUGUGUAUAAGUGUGAAUAAACCUACAGCCUUAACUUAUUUUUUAUGGGAUCAUUUAUACUGAUGAUUUAGAAUGUUUUGAAAAAUUCAGAACUGCUCUCUUAGGAGAGGGAGCAUCCAGAUUCACAUGAGGUUUAUGUUUGUUUGCUGGCAUGUUUGACCUUCAGUAAAGCCCGUGUCCCUCCCGUCA
Kogia breviceps (pygmy sperm whale) is the source of this 2448-nucleotide messenger RNA. The record is from RefSeq and is a predicted model, not a curated record. NCBI's taxonomy places the organism in Eukaryota, Metazoa, Chordata, Mammalia, Artiodactyla, Physeteridae.